Lontra canadensis (Northern American river otter) is the source of this 3065-nucleotide messenger RNA. RefSeq names its product signal transducer and activator of transcription 1 (gene STAT1). The coding region runs from base 102 to 2354 and encodes 750 amino acids. Gene Ontology annotation, biological process: defense response; regulation of cell population proliferation; type I interferon-mediated signaling pathway. The record is from RefSeq and is a predicted model, not a curated record. Gene Ontology annotation, molecular function: RNA polymerase II cis-regulatory region sequence-specific DNA binding; DNA-binding transcription factor activity, RNA polymerase II-specific. The transcript is spliced from 24 exons. NCBI's taxonomy places the organism in Eukaryota, Metazoa, Chordata, Mammalia, Carnivora, Mustelidae.
GCGCCUGUGCAUGCACCCCCCGCGGCGCUCGCCCCUCGCGUGCGCGGCGGCCUCUUGGCUUGGGUCCUCAGCCCCGCGGCGGCGGGACACGAGGCGACAGGAUGUCGCAGUGGUACGAGCUGCAGCAGCUUGACUCCAAAUUCCUAGAGCAGGUUCACCAGCUCUACGAUGACAGUUUUCCCAUGGAAAUCAGACAGUACCUGGCGCAGUGGCUAGAAAAACAAGACUGGGAGCAUGCUGCUAAUGACGUUUCAUUUGCCACCAUCCGUUUUCAUGACCUCCUGUCCCAGCUGGAUGAUCAGUAUAGUCGCUUUUCUUUGGAGAAUAAUUUUUUGUUGCAGCAUAACAUAAGGAAAAGCAAGCGUAAUCUUCAGGAUAAUUUUCAGGAAGACCCAAUACAGAUGUCUAUGAUCAUCUGUAACUGUCUGAAGGAAGAAAGGAGGAUCCUGGAAAAUGCUCAGAGAUUCAAUCAGGCGCAGUCGGGGAGUAUCCAGAGCACUGUGAUGUUAGACAAACAGAAGGAGCUUGACAGCAAAGUCAGAAAUGUGAAGGAUAAGGUUAUGUGUAUAGAGCAUGAAAUAAAGACCCUAGAAGAUUUACAAGACGAAUAUGACUUCAAGUGCAAAACCUUACAGAACAGAGAGCAUGAAACCAAUGGCGUGGCAAAGAAUGAUCAGAAACAAGAACAGUUGUUAAUCCAGAAGAUGUAUUUAAUGCUUGACAAUAAGAGAAAGGAAGUAGUUCUCAAAAUAAUAGAGUUGUUGAAUGUUACGGAACUUACCCAGAAAGCCCUGAUCAACGAUGAGCUGGUGGAAUGGAAGCAGAGACAGCAGAGCGCCUGCAUCGGGGGGCCCCCCAACGCUUGUCUUGAUCAGCUGCAGAACUGGUUCACCAUAGUUGCGGAGAGUCUGCAGCAGGUGCGUCAGCAGCUGAAAAAGCUUGAGGAGUUGGAACAGAAAUACACCUACGAACACGACCCUAUCACAAAAAACAAGCAAGGCCUGUGGGACCGCACCUUCAGCCUUUUCCAGCAGCUCAUUCAGAGCUCAUUUGUGGUGGAAAGACAACCUUGCAUGCCAACUCAUCCUCAGAGGCCUCUGGUCUUGAAGACCGGGGUCCAGUUCACCGUGAAGUUGAGACUGCUGGUGAAAUUGCAAGAGCUGAAUUAUAAUUUGAAAGUCAAAGUCUUAUUUGAUAAAGAUGUGAGUGAGAGAAAUACAGUAAAAGGAUUCAGGAAGUUCAACAUUUUGGGCACGCACACAAAGGUGAUGAACAUGGAGGAGUCCACCAACGGGAGUCUGGCGGCGGAGUUCCGGCACCUGCAACUGAAGGAACAGAAAAAUGCUGGCACCAGAACUAACGAGGGCCCUCUCAUCGUUACUGAAGAGCUUCACUCCCUCAGUUUUGAGACCCAGCUGUGCCAGCCUGGUUUGGUCAUUGACCUCGAGACGACCUCUCUGCCCGUCGUGGUGAUCUCCAACGUCAGCCAGCUGCCGAGUGGUUGGGCCUCCAUCCUGUGGUACAACAUGCUGGUGACAGAACCCCGGAAUCUGUCCUUCUUCCUGAACCCACCUUGUGCACGAUGGUCUCAGCUCUCGGAGGUGCUCAGCUGGCAGUUUUCUUCUGUCACCAAAAGAGGUCUCAAUGUGGACCAGCUCAACAUGCUGGGAGAGAAACUACUCGGUCCUAAUGCUGGCCCCGAUGGUCUCAUUCCAUGGACAAGGUUCUGUAAGGAAAACAUAAAUGAUAAAAAUUUUCCCUUCUGGCUUUGGAUUGAAAGCAUCCUUGAACUCAUUAAAAAACACCUGCUCUCGCUCUGGAAUGAUGGGUGUAUCGUGGGCUUCAUCAGCAAGGAGCGGGAGCGCGCGCUGCUGAAGGACCAGCAGCCCGGGACAUUCCUGCUGCGCUUCAGCGAGAGCUGCCGCGAAGGCGCCAUCACGUUCACGUGGGUGGAGCGCCCCCAGAACGGAGGAGAACCUCACUUCCAUGCCGUUGAGCCCUACACGAAGAAAGAACUUUCUGCUGUUACUUUCCCUGAUAUUAUUCGCAAUUACAAAGUUAUGGCUGCCGAAAAUAUUCCAGAGAAUCCCCUGAAGUAUCUGUAUCCGAAUAUUGAUAAAGACCAUGCCUUUGGGAAAUACUACUCCAGGCCAAAGGAAGCCCCAGAACCAAUGGAACUCGAUGGCCCUAAAGGAACUGGAUACAUCAAGACAGAGUUGAUUUCUGUGUCUGAAGUUCACCCCUCUCGACUUCAGACCACAGACAACCUGCUACCCAUGUCUCCCGAGGAGUUUGACGAGGUGUCACGGAUAGUGGGUUCUGUCGAGUUCGACAGUAUGAUGAAUGCAGUAUAGAGCAUGAAUUUUUCUCAUCUUCUCUGGCGACAUUUUUCCUUCCCAUCUGUGAUUCCCUCCUGCUGCUCUGUUCCUUCACAUCCUAUGUUUCUAGGGAAAUGAAACAAAGACGAACAAAUUUGCUGCAACCUGUUGAUAGCAAGUGGAUUUUCCCCCAAUUCAGAAACGUCUGUUACUCUGAAGGGCUUCAUGCAUCUAAUGAAAGGUAAAAUUGAAAGGCCCUCUCUGUAGUGUGGGUUUUACAAAGAAAAAUAUCCAGGUACACUGAACACGUCAGGGCUAGAAUGGGAAUCCUUUAGGAAAGGCGAGAAGUUGAGCAGCAUGUAUAAUGCUGUGCACAAAGUCCGUGCCUGGCUGCUGUUACAGGCUGUUGGAUAGAUCACACGGUUACUUAGGGAACUUCUUGAUGUAGGAUUGGCAGAUUUCUAUUCUAGAGAAUUUUUACUUGUUCCCUCUGCUGCAGAUAUGGCUGGAGGUUUUCUGUUGGGUUACCUAUGAAAUCGUUCAGAGCUAAGUCACACAGAAUGACAUCAACUGUUUAUCAAAGUAGCCAUCCUGUAUCUGCACAGGGGGUAAAAGUUGUGUUCUUUAUUUUAUUACGUUUUCCACGCUGGCCGUUUAAAGCUAAAAGCAAAUUCUCUCUCUUGGGAGACUUAGCUUUUCCGUCUGUUAUGGCUAUAUGAUACUGGCUAGUAUCAGUAGAAGGAAAUA